UUGGUCGUGGUUUUAGUUUUUUCUGAUCGGUUUCGUGCGGAAUUGAUGGCUUGAAAUUCCUGAAGUGGUGUGCUUGACGCGCUUCUUUUCUAGUUUCAAAAUGAGGUGGUCCAUAUCAGCAUCAUUUACCUUGCUUCUAGCACUGAACCUAUUGAAUUUUUUUUGUGAUGCUGUGCGUCUUAUUAGAGAGCAAGGAUUCAGGGGCAACACUUACUUUUACCACACUGGAGAAGGUUCACAUGCCUACCAUUAUCAGCUGGAGACCCAGAGCUCAAUUUAUUUUAAAUGUGUGCAGGCCUACAAGUUAAAAUGUGGUGGAAGGGCCGUUCUGCGGUUGGGUGGUAACUUCCGUACCACACAGCCCCACAAUCACCGUCCAAGCCCUGACUUGGUUGGAGAGAGGCACUUCAGGGCAAAUGUACUGAAUCAAGUGAGGGACGCCCGUUACGUGUCAUUCCAGGACAUACUUGAUGAAGCUCGGCGGAACCUACGGUAUUCUAGAAGAGUCCGUUCCCGCAUGAACAUGAGAAAGCUCAGAACACCAAUGUACAGAGCUCGAAUGGCAUCCUUUCCUCCACUUCCUCAGACUUUGAGGGAACUAACUCAGGUUCUGUUGCAAAACCCAAGAAUCUCCAAAACGGUGGAUGGUGAACAAAACAUUUACGCUGGAUCCAUUGAUGCUAAUGAUGGUUCACAUCAUGUUCUAUUCGUGUCACCGAGAAUGAGGGAGGUUUUGCAGCAGGUCACUAUACUGCAAGGUGAUGGAACAUUCCGAGCAAGACCUUCCACUCCACCUUCAGCGCAAUGUUUCACUUUGGUGACCACGUAUAGAGAUGCUAUCAUCCCUAUCGCGUGGGUUCUGAUGGAAAGAAAAUCGUAUGAAGGAUACAUGGCAGUUUUCAGACUAUUGAAGCACCUAUGUCCAAACCUUAAUCCUGAAGUUGUGAUCACUGAUUGGGAGGCAGGUCAGCAGAGGGCAUGGCGAAAUUCUUUUCCAAAUGCAACCAUCCAAGGAUGUUUGUGGCACCUGGGUAGGGCUUUCAUCAAGAAAGCUAGAGCAUUGGGCUUACUCAGAUACCGUCAUGCAUUUCCAGAUGUUUUAGAAUUCAUCAGAAAAGCCUGCGCAAUUUCACUCCUACCAGACAACUUGUAUGAAGAAGCAAUGGAUGUUCUUAAAAGGAGAGCUCGUAAUGUUAACCUUGUUUCUGCAUACUUGGUACGACACUUCUUCACUUAUGUUGAGACAAAAUGGCUGGGAAUGCCACAUCGCAGAAGUUAUAUGAAUUUUUGGAGAUGCGUCCAUAGGACAAAUAAUUCUUGCGAGUCACACAAUAGAAUGCUAAGGAAGGCUGUGGGGGCCUACAGACCUAAUGUCUAUGCAUUUAUCGAAGCCCUCUCUCGACUGGAACAUAAUGCAGACCUGGAUUACAACUACAUGAGGAACGAGGGAGGAGAUGCGCGUCCUGCACGGCGCUGGAAAUCAGUUUACACUGAUAGAAGACUUGAAGCACUAAGCAACGAUCUCGAGGAAGACAUAUUCCACAAUAGGGAGGAAACCAUUUGGAAUUUCCUUCAACAAGGAUCACGCCUCAUCGAAGGUGCCAUGAACGACCACGUGCAGCGGGAGGUGGCAGCUCGCCGUCGCCGUCCCGCGCAGUGA
Messenger RNA from Thrips palmi, 1660 nucleotides. RefSeq lists its product as uncharacterized. The record is from RefSeq and is a predicted model, not a curated record. NCBI's taxonomy places the organism in Eukaryota, Metazoa, Arthropoda, Insecta, Thysanoptera, Thripidae. The transcript has 5 exons. Bases 101 to 1660 code for a protein of 519 amino acids.